This is a messenger RNA of Nilaparvata lugens (brown planthopper), 2088 nucleotides long. Its product is annotated as polypeptide N-acetylgalactosaminyltransferase 5. Gene Ontology annotation, cellular component: Golgi apparatus; membrane. Lineage: Eukaryota; Metazoa; Arthropoda; Insecta; Hemiptera; Delphacidae. The record is from RefSeq and is a predicted model, not a curated record.
UAUUUUACCAAAAAUAACCGUGAAGCUCUUCAAAAAUAAUUCAUAGUAUUAACAAAAGAUAAAAAUGAAGAAUGGCAGACAUCUGUGAUACCAACUUUGUUAAGGAACUUCAACGCUAAAAAAACAUGGCAAUAACACAUGAGCCUUCCAAUUUUCCUUGGUGCAACUAUAAGUCCAUAAUGUGAUGACAAAACUUCCCGAAACUCUUUCAGUUCCUUUUUUAUUCAGCUGUUGACGACGAUAAAAUACAGAUCAUCGCAUACAGUUCCGGUUCCUUUUUUUAUGUAGGUAAUAAACGUUGACGACGGUUAGUUUCUAGUGUGUAGAACAAAUUUGACAACCAACCAGUGUAGGGUGCAAUCUUGGAAGCUAUUUGGGUUUUAAUGUUUUUUGACGACAACGUUUCUCUAGUAUGAGGGUGUUUUCCACGCAGAUAAACUAAUUCUAUUUACAACAUAACUCUGACAAUUUAACGUUGUAGUCUUCGAUACUCUAGACCGUGAUUUGGGUGGAGGUUUCUGACAACGUUUUCUCUAGUAUGAGGGUGAUUUCCAUGCUGAUAACCUAAUUCAAUUCACAGCACUCUGACGACAUUGUAGUUUGGUAUCGCACACUGGACGUGAUUUGGGUUUGGCGGGUUUUUGACUACGUUUUCUCUAGUAUGAGGGUGUUUUCUACGCCGAUCGUUUAACCUAACCUAACAAACAGGAAGUGUGGUGAUUUUUAUAUGUGUGAGGUGUUAGAGUGUGAGUGACAAUGUUCAGAACUAAGGUGCGUAUGCACACGUUCAAAGUGAUCCUGCUGACGUCACUGGUGUGGUUUCUGAUUGACGUCAUUGUGCUGACGUUCUACACGGACUGCAUGGGCCGCGGAUGCGGGAAGGCGGGUGACGAGGCGGCGGUUGAUAGUGAAGCUGCGACGGAGUUCCCGCAAGCGGCAGCGGGACUGGAGGCGGGGAAACGCCUCUACCAGAGCUGGGAGCUGCGGCGCUGGAACCCCGUGCCUCCAGUGAGGGAGCAGUUCGGCAAGCCUGGAGAAAUGGGCAAGGCGGUGUCCAUUCCGGCCGACCAGCACGAUCUCAUGAAGGAGAAGUUUAAACUCAAUCAGUUCAACCUGUUGGCCAGCGACAUGAUUUCGUUGAACAGGUCGUUGACCGAUGUUCGCCAGGAGGGAUGCAAGGACAAGGUGUACCCUGGUAAGCUGCCGACCACGUCCAUAGUGAUAGUUCACAACGAGGCCUGGUCGACUCUGCUGCGCACCGUCUGGAGUGUCAUCAACCGAUCGCCCCGCCCCCUCCUCAAGGAGGUCAUCCUUGUCGACGAUGCCAGCGACAGAGAACACCUUGGCAAGCGGCUGGAGCGGGAGACAGCGCUGCUGCCGGUGCCGGUGCGGGUGUUCCGCACUGAACGGCGGUCCGGGCUGAUUAGGGCGCGCCUGCUGGGUGCCAAACACGUGAAGGGGCAGGUCAUCACAUUCCUCGAUGCGCACUGCGAGUGCGCAGAAGGCUGGCUCGAACCGCUGCUCGCCAGGAUUGUCGAGGAUCGGAAAACAGUGGUGUGUCCUGUCAUCGAUGUGAUAUCGGACGAAACGUUCGAGUACAUCACAGCGUCGGACAUGACUUGGGGUGGUCAACUGGAACUCAACUUCAGAUGGUACCGAGUGCCUCAGCGAAUGGACCGUCGAGGAGGGGAUCGUACCGCCCCCCUGCGCACCCCCACAAUGGCGGGUGGCCUGUUCUCCAUUGACAAGGAGUACUUCUACGAGUUGGGCUCCUAUGACGAGGGCAUGGACAUCUGGGGAGGCGAGAAUCUUGAAAUGUCGUUUCGGGUCAUCGAGGCCACGACCGUAGAGGACUGUUUUGGUGACGCCAUCAGACAGAAAAGUACAAAGGAAAUACCAUUUCCAAUUGUUUUCUUUGGUUCCAUUACAACUGCGUUAUGGUUUGUCUACGGCCGGAUCAUUGGAAAACCUAUAAUACAGAUUCAGACAGGCAUGGCAUUUAUUGUAUUCAGUGGUCAACUAAUGUUAUUCUUCAUAUAUCCUGCUGUCGACGUCAAAAAGAAAGAAUAAAUCAGUAUUUAUAAAAAA